Messenger RNA from Stereum hirsutum FP-91666 SS1, 2580 nucleotides. RefSeq names its product histidine biosynthesis trifunctional-protein. Lineage: Eukaryota; Fungi; Basidiomycota; Agaricomycetes; Russulales; Stereaceae. The coding region runs from base 1 to 2580 and encodes 859 amino acids. Gene Ontology annotation, biological process: L-histidine biosynthetic process. The transcript has 3 exons. Gene Ontology annotation, cellular component: cytoplasm. Gene Ontology annotation, molecular function: histidinol dehydrogenase activity; phosphoribosyl-AMP cyclohydrolase activity; phosphoribosyl-ATP diphosphatase activity. The record is from RefSeq and is a predicted model, not a curated record.
AUGUCCGUCUUUCUGCCUCUCCUCGACAACGAAGCCGACGACGAGCUCGUCGCCGCGCUGUCCCGCAUAGGCCCCGUCGCCAUCCCUGGUCUGCCCAACACACCAGACGAUGCCCACACGGAGUACACGAACCGGUACAUCCUCCUCGACCACGAUACGUCUGUUGACCUCGAGCAGCUCAUCGCCUGGCUCGACCACGGCGCCCAAAAAGUGAUCGUCCCACUCUCAUGGGCGAGCGAACUCAUAGGCCUCCUCCCCGCCUCUCGCAUCCUGCUCCUCCUCGACGUCGCCUCCGCUAGCGCCGUCUCUGAAAAAGUACGGAACGGCGUCUCGGGCGUGCUCCUCAAAUCGCCCUCGCUCGAACUCGACCUGAUAUCAUCCAUCUCCCGCUUCUUCACCGGUAAGGCCAUCCAUGUCCUCUCUAUCUCUGCUGGCUUGCCUUCGCCGUCGACGAUCAGGGGACUUAAAGGAGUGGGCGCGACGCUCGUCAUUCCGUCAAGCCAACUCACGAUUGGGCCGUCGGACGCCACACACUUGAAUGUUGCCGAUGCGUUCCUCGCACCCGUCACUUCAGACCGCCCAGACGGCCUCUUCCCCACCGUCGUCUCCUCGCACCUCCAAAGUGGCCGUUCUCUCGGCCUCGUCUAUUCCUCAACCGAAUCUGUCAAGGAGAGCAUCAUCACCGGUCGGGGAGUCUACCAGUCGCGCAAACACGGUCUAUGGCGGAAGGGCGAGACGUCUGGGGCUACGCAGGACGUCGUGCGGAUUCGGCUUGAUUGCGAUGAGGAUUGUCUAGAGUUCAGCGUCGUGCAGCAUGGAGCUGGAUUCUGUCAUUUGGAAAGGACGUCCUGUUUUGGGGAGAUAGGCGGGCUGGCGGCGCUCGAGGAGACGUUGCGGUCGAGGAGGGCGGAGGCGCCCGAGGGAUCGUAUACGAGGAGGUUGUUCGAGGACGAGGGGUUGUUGAGGUCGAAGAUCAUGGAGGAGGCGGACGAGCUUUGUAGAGCGGAGACGAAGAAGGACGUCGCGUUCGAGGCGGCGGAUCUCAUUUAUUUCGCGCUGACGAAGUGUGUCGCGGCGGGGGUAGGCAUCGCGGAUAUCGAGAGCUCGUUGGAGGCGAAGGCGAGGAAAGUCACGCGUAGACCGGGGAACGCGAAGCCUCAGUUCUCUGCUGCUGCUGCGUCUACGUCUACUUCUACUUCUAACGCAGAUAAACCACUCCCCGCACCUCCUGCAGCUACUGCUACCCCGCCUCAGGAUCCCGACGCCCCGAUACGCAUGCGUUCCUACGACUUGUCCACCGUCACCCCCUCCGAACGCGUUCAACUCCUCCUCCGCCCCGUUCUCGCCUUCGACGAAAUGAUCGCCAAAGUGAAGCCCAUCGUCGACAGCGUCCGUACCGGUGGCGACGCCGCCCUCCUCUCGCUGACCGCCAAAUUCGACAAAGCGCAACUCGAAUCGACCGUCCUCUUCCCCCCUUACCCGCCCGAAAGCAUGGUGCUCGAGGAUUCUGUGAGGCAGGCGAUCGACGUCGCGUACGCUAAUGUUUACAAGUUCCAUGCGGCCCAGGCGGAGGACGCGGCGCUGGUUGUGGAGACGAUGCCGGGUGUUGUGUGUUCGAGAUUCGCGAGGCCGAUCGCGAGGGUGGGGUUGUACGUCCCUGGGGGGACAGCGAUCUUACCCUCCACGGCGCUCAUGCUGGGUAUCCCAGCCCAAGUGGCUGGAUGUAAGGAGAUCGUGCUCGCGACGCCGCCGAGGCCCGACGGGAGUAUCUCUCCAGAGGUGAUGUAUGUCGCGCAUUUGGUCGGGGCGUCGGCGGUGUUGAAGGCGGGCGGCGGACAGGCGGUGGCGGCGAUGGCGUAUGGGACGGAGACGGUGCCGAAGGUGGAUAAGAUUUUUGGGCCGGGGAAUCAGUGGGUGACUGCGGCGAAGAUGUUGGUGCAGAAUGAUACGGCGGCGUUGGUGUCGAUCGAUAUGCCCGCUGGACCGUCUGAAGUCCUCGUCAUCGCGGAUCACACCUGCAACCCCGCAUUCGUCGCCGCCGACCUCCUCUCACAAGCCGAACACGGCAUCGACUCCCAAGUCGUCCUCGUCUCCGUCUCUCUCCCUCCUUCAACCCUAGAUGCAAUCGAGCACGAAGUAGACGCACAGGCGCGCGCGCUGCCUAGGCUCGACAUCAUGCGGCAGUCCGUCGCGAAGUCGAUCAUCGUAAGGACGGAGAGCGUGGAGGAGGCGAUGAAGUUCAGCAAUGAGUAUGCGCCGGAGCAUUUGAUUUUACAUUUGGAGGGGGCGGGGGAGAGGGUGCGCAUGGUGGAGAAUGCGGGGAGUGUGUUUGUGGGGCCGUAUUCGCCUGAGAGUUGUGGAGACUACGCCUCGGGAACGAAUCAUACCCUGCCCACGAACGGAUACGCACGUCAAUUCAGCGGCGUCAACACGCUCUCGUUCCAGAAACAUAUCACGUCGCAGGAGUUGACCGCGCAGGGGUUGAAGAACCUCGGACCGGUCGUCGCUACGCUGGCGGAUUGUGAGGGACUGGGAGCGCAUGCGAAUGCGGUGAGGAUUAGGCUCGCGGCGGGGAUUUAG